Molecule: messenger RNA, 2172 nt
Organism: Puccinia graminis f. sp. tritici CRL 75-36-700-3
Lineage: Eukaryota; Fungi; Basidiomycota; Pucciniomycetes; Pucciniales; Pucciniaceae
Exons: 13
Coding region: 1-2172 (723 amino acids)
Biological process (GO): histone catabolic process
Cellular component (GO): Lid2 complex
Molecular function (GO): ubiquitin-protein transferase activity
Source: RefSeq, a predicted model, not a curated record
AUGACUAAAAACACACAAGAGCUAUCCGAGACACUCGAGCUCAACGGCGAAGUAUAUGCAGUCAAUGGUCAGUUGCCCCCUCCUUGCAAUCCUCCAUUGACAUCAAGCCUUCCCCCCGCUCAAGAGAGGAACGCAGAUCUGACCAACAAUUUCCGACCCCGAACAGAUCACGUUUACGUCUCUUCUCCAUGGCACAUGGCCGAUGGCGCACCCUGGCUCAUCGGUAGAAUUAUGGAAUUCAUCAGAGAAUCUUUGCCUACCGGAUCACACAAGAAGAAGAAAUCUCGACCCAUCGUGCAAUUCAAGCUCGCCAAUUAUCAUCGACAACGAGAUUUGAACAGUCGGCACAUCCUGGAUUGUCGGUUACUAGAAGCCUCAAUGUCUCAUGAAGUCUUCUGUGUCAGCCGAUUGCGAGGUAAAUGCAAGGUCGAAUUCAAGAAUGACCGUAGCUCGGAUGAGAUUGAGGCAUGGAAGGCUGCCCCAGACUGUUUUUAUUUUUCUCAGGGAAGAUACGUUCAACCAAUUGAACGCCCUCAAUCGUCCAAGCUUGUGCCGAAAUGUUUCGCGUUCACGUCACUAUACCUUUCUUGCCUCAAACUCUUCUGGCCUGAGACCUAUAACUUGACUGUCUAUGGACGCUUCACCCAUCGACACUAUGAUUUGAUUUUGACACAGAACAUCAAGAACGCCCCACCCGAGGUCGUCCAAUUCCUUAGGAAUAACUACAGUUACAUUUUUGCUGAACCUGGUAUGGGUGCCGAAUUGAGCGAGGAAAGGCGAGGUUGUGUGACUUGCAGACAGUGGACCACUGGAAUGGCUCGUGAUCUCCCUUAUCUACAAAGAGACGUUUCAAACGGAAACACCAGAUGUUUGAAGUUGUUCUACAUCCAACCGUCUAUCGUUACUCUCCUAGUUGCCGACUCGGUAACCUGCGCACUGUGCGGCGGUGCCUACCACUUUGCUUGCCUCAACCCACCUCUCAUCCGCAAGCCAGACCGAGGUCAUCGAUGGGCGCGCGGAUACCAAUGGGCAUGUGCACCAUGUUCCAAAAAGCGACAGGAGUCGAUUGAGGAUCAAGCGCUGGCCCUCACGAAAGAGUCAACUGAGGAAUCUGCUGUUGCAACCAGCAGUAGUGGGCCAGCAGCCGCGGCAAGUGGUAGAUCUUUGAGGGAUAAAGGGAAGAAAAAAGAACCAAUGGUUACUGCACUUGUCCAACCAGGGAAUGGUCCCGAUGGCGUUUUGAGGACGGUUGAUGGAUGGCCAUUUCGUUAUUAUGGACGAUUUACGGAGCCCGCGUCUGUCUUGGAUCCGAUGGAUUCACCCCAUAUCUAUACUGCACCACGCGUUGGCUCCCGGCAUCAAACCAUGGUCCCCGUCAAUCCAUCAAUCGAGACGGGCAAUGCAUCCUCAUCAAUCCAAAGCGCUGGACGUCCGGUCAAAGCGGACAAAAGAAGCCGGGAUGGUACCCCGGUCAACGUCUCUUGCUUUGCUUCAACUGAAGAUUCCGAUUUGAAUGAUUACAUCCGUGACGCUGCUCAGCUGCCAGUUGCUCGCCAUGUGGGGGUAACAAUCCUCGAUGGAGCCCUCAAGACUUUGUCUGAGGUUUCAAGUCUUGAAGAGGCGCGCGUAAAGUUGGGUGAGAAAACGAUCAAAAACCUUGGUUUUGUCAAUUGGACCGAGGGGGAUUCGGAUAAAGUGGAUAAAGUUGUAAGCCAACUGGGUGAUGAUCUCCGUGCUAUACGGAAAGCUUUUCCAAAAAAGAGUGGGGGUGAUAUUACAAAGUUUUUUUACAUGUUUAAAGGUCACAAGUUCCCCGAAGUCUCAGCCCAUGAUGCUCGAAUCGAUGCUUCCAUCAGCCACUCGCCCGAUGAAAGUUCCUGUCUCCUGCCCACGCCCUCCUCCAAAAGGCCAUACACUUGUGUGUAUGCGAGUGAGAUCUGCACCUACUUGGCGAAGUGCCCAGAAGCCUUGAUGCGGGUGCAACCAAGCCAAGAAUCAAUUGCGACGAGUGUUAUGUGCGCUGGAAAAAUCCAAAGAACGAAAACCUCGUGGCCCUUACGCCAAAACUAUCAGAGCUCUCGCUGCCCGAAAUUCUUUAACUACUCAAUCAACUUCGGCGCCCGUGCCGCCGACAGCCCCGCCGUCCAAUACCAACCGCCGUUCGCCACCUGA